UCAAAUAUGGCGGAAACAUGGGAAUAUGGAUGAGUUUGUUUUGAUUUUAGAAAGGACCUUGCAGAUGGACAAUUCAUUAGAUUAAGAAGUCAUGAGGGCCAGAAGCAACUCCAUUGUUCGUCUGGACUGGUAUCAUCGUCUCGUAAACCGGACAAUAUUAGAUUUUCAGGAUCCAGUAACUGGUCUGUUGCCACCGAAAAUCGACUGGAAUGCUUAUAAAUCAAGAUCUUGUGACUGUAAGGAUGCUUGGGUGCGGGACAAUGUUUACAGUAUCCUGGCUGUGUGGGGUCUGUCACUUGCUUACAGAAAGAACGCUGACAUGGAUGAGGACAGAGCAAGGGCACAUGAACUUACACAGGCUGUGGUAAAGUGCAUGAGAGGUUUGCUGCUCUGUAUGAUGAGACAGGUUGAAAAGGUUGAAAAAUUUAAGAAAUCUCAAGCAAAGGAGGAUGCCUUACACGCAAAAUACAAUUUAAAGACUUGUAGUCCAUGUGUUGGAGACCAUGCCUGGGGACAUCUUCAGAUUGAUGCCACAUCACUCUACCUCCUCAUGUUGGCUGAAAUGACUGCCUCAGGAAUACAAAUUAUUUUCACUCUUGAUGAAGUUGCCUUCAUUCAAAAUCUGGUGUUUUACAUUGAAAAAGCAUUUUGCAUCCCAGACUAUGGUAUUUGGGAAAGAGGGGACAAACUUAAUCAUGGCAUGCCAGAGCUAAAUACAAGUUCCAUUGGAAUGGCAAAGGCUGCUCUGGAAGCAUUAGAUGGUUUGGAUUUAUUUGGCCCAGAGGGAGGACAUGCCUCUGUUAUCCAUAUUCUUCCUGAUGAUAUCCAGCAGUGUAAGGCUAUUUUACAGUCAAUGGUACCAAGAGAAUCCAAUUCCAAGGAAGUUGCUGCUUCUGUUUUGAGUGUAAUUAGUUUCCCAGCUUUUGCCGUUGAAGAUGCAGAUCUAGUCAAAGAAUCUAGGGAAAAAAUAAUUUCAAAACUUCAGGGUCGAUAUGGUCUUACUCGUUUCAUCCGAGAUGGUUAUAAAACUCCACUUGAGGACCCAUUCAGACUUCAUUAUGAACCAGCUGAACUGGAGAUCUUUGAGAAUAUCGAAUGUGAAUGGCCAUUGUUCUUCUGUUACCUCCUUCUCGAUGGUGUGUUUCAUGAUGAUGAGGAGCAGGUGAAAACAUACACAAAGCUGCUGGAACCUCUGCUUGUGAGAGAUGAAGGUGGUCUUCCUUUAGUUCCAGAAUUCUUUUAUGUGCCCAGGGACAAGGUUGAUGUUGAGAAAGCUAAUCCGCACAGUGUGGAAAGGAAUUGUGGGGAAUAUGUGUUGCACUUGUGGUCUCACUCGCUCUAUGUUCUGGCCUGUCUGCUAAAAGAGAACUUUAUCGCAGUUGGGGAGAUUGACCCUCUUAAUCGUAGACAUUCGACCGACAAAAGACCAGAUGUAGUGGUGCAAGGUCAGUGUACUAUCUGCCCUCGGCUUUCCUACCAUUCGCUCUUACAAAGGGCUAACCCCGAAAAGUCAAGGAAAAAUCUCAAGUUAGAUCUGACAGGCAGGCCAAACUAUAACAUCGGAGUCUUAGGAACUAGCAUGUUGUACAAUGUCGGAAACUCCAUUUUGGCUUUUACACCCCAAAUACUCGACUAUCACCAGUUUUACUUAGCUCUUGAUAAUGAGUUCCUUGCUGAUCGGAUCAAGUCACUUGUGGGUUUCCUCGGAGCUAAUUGGAGAAGACUUGGAAGACCGAUUCUCACAAUGACCAUCACUCACUCAAUGUUGGAGGACUCCCUAAAUUCAUCCAUUUCCAAGAUGAUUAUGAUGCUGAGGAGUGGCUAUAUAUCUGGAGUCAGGGUUCGUCUUGGGUAUCUGUCAGAAUUUUUGAGUACGUCCUGUAUUACAGGUCUGCAUUUUAUUGAGGACACUGAAGAGGUUUUUAGGAGACAUAGAAGGUUACGGGUACCCAGUGACCUGCUGCUGCGAACUGAUUCUGAAUCAAUCACAUCGGGAAGAAAUCGAGCUUAUAGCACUGCUGGUCAUAGCGCGGUAAGAAGAAAGUCGAGUUACAAGGGUUUGGUUAAAAGAAGUAGAAGCAUCUCAGUGUACUACGAGCCAUCUGGUGGUACAUCUCUUUCAGCGACUUGGAAGUCACCUCAGUCGCCUUCACCUGACACUGAUGAGGACAGUGGCCCAUCAUUACCUACCUGGGGUACCGAUUCAGUUCCCGGAUGUGAAGCAUUUGAAGAUCGCGCAGCUAAUGGUUGGACACCAGCCAGGUCACGUGCCAUGUCCACUGACGUGGAGUUGGAAGAAUUACUGUUGCAACUCAAAGAAGCAGAGACAAUUGAUGCCCAAGCUGACAUACUACAUUUCUUGUAUAAUACAAGGGGUCCAGACUUUGAUACUCAACUUUUUGGUGAACCAGGAGUUACAGUCCAAAAACUCCUCGGAGAGCUUUACGAAAAGGCUUGUCAAAGUAAGCUAUGGUCCUUAGUGCGUCACACCGCUGGGCUGUUGAGAAAACGAGUGGAGGAUCUAGCCGAGGCUGCCACAGAUCUUUUAGUGCACCAGAAGCAGCUGACUGUGGGGAUCCCUCAGGGUGGACACGAAGAGGUCAUAACAAGACCCCUUCCGCAAGAGGACAUGAAAAAUAUAAUUUUCAACGUUUUUGGUGAAGAUAUGAGCACUGGUGUUGUCACUCAGGAACUGUUAGUUUAUCUUGGGAUCUUUGUAAGGACUGAACCGUCUCUAUUCAAAGAGAUGCUGAGGCUUCGAGUCGGCCUGAUAAUAGAAGUUAUGGUGGCUGAGUUGGCGAGAUCCAUGGAUUGUUCCGGUGAAGAUGCCGCUGAGUUUUUCAUGAACUUGAGCCCUUUUGAGAUGAAAACUCUCCUGUAUCACAUUCUUAGCGGAAAGGAGUUGGUCGUUUCAAGUGAUUUGUCCUAUGACAACAAGAGCACACCAGAGAAACAGAUCUCCAUCGUAAACGUCGACCUUCCGAAGAGGGUUGGGAUCCGAAAACUUUCUAGUGCUAUUAAGAAAAUAAGCUGUAUUAAAAUGUUUGCGGGGAAACAUAUGCAUAUGAGCGGUAGAGGAUUGCUACCAUCACCUGAUCAGGAUAAGCUGGGACCACAGAAAGAUAAAGAUGACGAGGACGAGGACCCUCAGGACCGCCUUGGGCAGUGGAUCAGGCGUAGGUGCCUUGAUGGAGCUCUUAACCGAGCCCCUGAGGAUUUUUACCCCAAAUUCUGGAAAGUUCUCGAAAAGUGUCGAGGUAUGACCAUUUACAAGCAUUAUCUACCGAACACCAUGGUCUUAGAGAUGACUCCAGGAGAAUUGAAGUUUGCGUUGUGUGUGGAAGCUGCCCUGAAUCGCAUUCCAGAGCCGGAAUAUCGCCAACUUGUGGUGGAAAUGUUGAUGGUGCUGUCUCUUGUGGUUGAAUAUCAUCCAGAACAGACCCUUGGAGACACUAUUGACGUUGACGAACUUGUUUUCGAGGGCCACAGUUUGUAUCUUAAAGAUCAGAUGAACAUCAAAGGUGAUUCCACUAUGUGUUGCGCUCGUCUUCCUCAUGAAAAAAUCAGUUGUGGUGGAGCAUCAGGCAUCUGUCGAUAUUUCUACGACACUGCUCCAAGUGGACGGUUUGGAACCAUGACAUAUUUUUCACGAGUUGUCGCCAAGCGAGUCAGUCAUCUUCCACAUGAGAAUGAGUGCGUGGUUGCUUAGAAUUAGAGAUUUUUUAAUGCAAACAAAGAAUUCAAUUUUUUGUAGUUUCUCAUGACAGAUAGUAACGCCUUUCUCCCGUACGUUAUUAUUUACUUUCUUGAAUUUACUUCUUGGAAUGUUUCAUUCUAGGAAAAGUUUGCCACUCGGUUAUGUGUGAACAAGAAUAAGCGCCGGGUGUAAAGCUGUUUAAAGGGAGGGGGUAAGUUUCUAAAGAAAGUGUGGUGCUGCGCCGAUGGGAGAGUAGAGCAAAGUAAUUUGGUUUUAUCGAAACGUCAGCGUAAGAAACUCUUGACGCUGGUCAGUUUGUAUUAUCAACUCAGCUGAUUAAACCAAACAAUCAUAUAAAGCUGUUUACGUGAGUUGAAAACCAGUAGAAUGAGUGACGUUAUAUUUAUUUAGAACUACGCGAAAGAAGAGGUCUUUAAUUUAUGAUAGGGUUCCAAGACCUGUACAGAAUUUUUUUUUCAAAUUUUGUGGAGGCUUCUUUACAACAGCAUGGGUGACCUUUCUGAUUAUGCUCUCCCAUUCGUUUUAUAUGUUUCAUCCAAGCCAAUCAGUAUUCAGGCAUUAUCAAGCAAUAUCUUCUCAUUUCAUUCGUGAGUAAAUAGCAUCACAAAUUUCUUCUACCUCUUACAAAUUACUCCUUAAUAUAUAUCAUUAAUAAAAUUUAAUUGGCUAAGUGGUGGGAAAAGGAUACUACGUUCCAGCGACCAGGUUUGUUUUGUGAUCAAAAGGGUAUUCUCUUUAGCUCUUGAUUCAUUAUCUUGUCGCAGGCGUGAUCUUGUCGUGGUCAUAAUGACAUGCCUCUCGCUAGUUUAUUGGCUUAUUGUAAACAACUUUGACAGCCUCCAACAACGCGUCAGAAGAGUGUGUUUUGGUGGAGUACCAUCUGGCGUAUCAUGUUUUCAAAGCUGACGCAAUUUGCUGAAGGGAAGUUGAUUGCAGUGGGAAGAAUCAGUAAACUUUGCGCAAAGUUCA
Pocillopora damicornis (cauliflower coral) is the source of this 4687-nucleotide messenger RNA. RefSeq names its product phosphorylase b kinase regulatory subunit alpha, liver isoform. Gene Ontology annotation, molecular function: calmodulin binding. The record is from RefSeq and is a predicted model, not a curated record. NCBI's taxonomy places the organism in Eukaryota, Metazoa, Cnidaria, Anthozoa, Scleractinia, Pocilloporidae. Gene Ontology annotation, cellular component: phosphorylase kinase complex. Gene Ontology annotation, biological process: glycogen metabolic process.